Carlito syrichta (Philippine tarsier) is the source of this 2296-nucleotide messenger RNA. RefSeq names its product cingulin-like protein 1. Bases 17 to 2296 code for a protein of 759 amino acids. The record is from RefSeq and is a predicted model, not a curated record. Lineage: Eukaryota; Metazoa; Chordata; Mammalia; Primates; Tarsiidae. The transcript has 7 exons.
GCUGGAACAGUGAACCAUGGAGCUGUAUUUUGGUGAAUAUCAACAUGUACAGCAGGAAUAUGGGGUCCACCUGAGACUUGCUAGUGAUGAAACCAAACAAUCGAGGAAUUCCCAGCACUCAAAGGCAGGCUCCUACGGUGUCAGUAUUAGGGUCCAGGGGAUUGAUGGCCACCCCUACAUAGUCUUGAAUAACACGGAGCGGUGUCUGGCAGGCACGUCUUUUUCUGAAAAUGGGCCAUCAUUUCCAGCUCCAGUGAUAAACAACCUGCCUCUACAUCCCAGCAAUGGUUCCGUACUAAAGGAGAACAGUGCGGAAGAAUUGCGGCUCCCAGAAAACCCAUAUGCCCAGCCUAGCCCAGUCAGAAACCUGAAACAGCCAUCUCUGCAUGAAGGCAAGAAUGGAGUUCUAGAUCGCAAAGAUGUGUCAAUGAAGCCAUCCCACGUGCUGAACUUUCAAAGGCAUCCAGAACUUUUGCAGCCCUAUGACCCUGAAAAGAAUGAGUUGAACUUACAGAAUCACCAAGCUCCUGAGAGUUGGUUAAGAACAUUAACAGAAGAAGGUACCAACAAUAAGAAGCCUUGGACUUGCUUUCCCAAGCCUAACAGUUCCCAGUCUGCCAGCCCUUCCUUGGAAGACCUGGCCAAAUCCAGUGUGACAGCCAUUCAUCUGUGCAGCUCUGUGGUCAUAGAGGACCCCAAAAAGCAGACCUCAGUGUGCGUGAACGUUCAGAGCUGCACCAAGGAGGGAAUGGGAGAGAAGGCCCUUUCCCCUACCAGGAGACCCCUAACUGCCCACAGUCCACAUGCUCAACCCGACACCAAGAAAACCAGGCCAGAUGUUCUUCCCUUUCGGCGACAAGACUCAGCGGGAGCCGUCCUGGAUGGACCUCGGUCUCGGAGGUCCUCCUCGUCAUCGACAACUCCCACGUCAGCCAACUCUUUAUACAGGUUUUUGCUGGAUGAUCAGGAAUGUGCCAUCCAUGCUGACAAUGUCAAUCGUCAUGAAAAUAGAAGAUAUAUCCCCUUCUUGCCAGGAACCGGGCGGGAUAUUGAUACGGGAUCAAUUCCUGGUGUGGAUCAGUUAAUUGAGAAAUUUGAUCAAAAACCUGGACAUCAGAGAAGAGGAAGGUCUGGGAAGCGAAACAGAGUCAAUCCUGAUGAUAGGAAAAGAUCGAGAAGUGUGGACAGUGCCUUUCCUUUUGGUCUCCAAGGGAAUUCAGAGUACCUGACUGAAUUCAGUAGGAACUUGGGCAAGUCAAGCGAACACCUCCUCCGACCGUCCCAGGUGUGUCCGCAGAGACCACUGGCUCAGGAGCACCGUUGGAAACAAAAUGUGGGCCGCACCUUUGCAAAGCUGCAGGGAGCAGCACAUGGUGCUCAGUGUGCCAACCCCAGGUCUUCCCAGCAGAGCAAAGAUGGGAAGACUCCAGAAGCCAAAGGUAGUCAGGAAAGUACAGCAAUGCGUGCAUCUUCCAUUCCAGCACAGAGUAAAAAGGAGGAGGAAGUAAAAACAGCAACCGCUACGCUGAUGUUACAGAAUCGGGUGGUAACAACUUCACCUGAUUCUGGUGCCAAGAAAAUUUCUGUGAAGACAUUUCCUUCCACCUCAAAUACUCAGGCCACACCGGAUAUCUUAAAGGGCCAGCAAGAGCUCACUCAGCAAACCAAUGAGGAGACAGCCAAGCAGAUACUUUACAAUUACCUCAAAGAAGGAAGCACCGAUAACGAUGAUGCUACUAAAAGGAAAGUCAACUUGGUCUUUGAGAAAAUCCAGACUUUAAAGUCUCGAGCAGCUGGGAGUGCACAGGGAAAUAACCAAGCUUCUAAUUCCUCAUCUGAAGUGAAAGAUCUAUUGGAGCAAAAAAACAAGUUGACCCUAGAAGUGGCUGAACUUCAAAGACAGCUUCAGCUAGAAGUCAAGAAUCAACAGAACAUCAAAGAAGAGAGAGACAGAAUGAGAGCAAACCUGGAAGAGCUCCAAAGCCAACAUGACAAUAAGGUGGAAGAGAACUCCGUGUUGCAGCAACGACUGGAAGAAAGCGAAGGGGAGCUCCGGAAAAACCUGGAGGAGUUGUUUCAGGUGAAGAUGGAACGGGAGCAGCACCAGACUGAGAUCAGGGAUCUCCAGGACCAGCUCUCAGAAAUGCACGAUGAAUUGGACAGUGCUAAGCGAUCCGAGGACAGGGAGAAGGGGGCUCUGAUUGAGAUGAAAAAAGUCCUGAAAGGGAAACAUUUUGCUGACGUGGAAGAGGUGGGGGGGAAAAACAGCAGAAGCACUAAGAAACACCAAAAUUGA